AUGGCGUUUCUAUUUUCCUCUCCUUUCAGCCAAGGGUCUUGCGUCGCGGAGGACGCUUGCUCCACGCAGGCAGAAUCGUCUGCAAAUCGUCCCAACUCGACUGUGGGGCCUUCCGCCGCCUCGAUUUCUGCGCCUCUCUGCGUCGCGCCUCCGCCUCGUCCGAAUGCCUUGCACCACCACGUGAAUUUUCUCGUUCAAGCGAGUGUUUCCAGCGUGCUUGCGUUCCCGGCUUUGUCGCGAAGUCUGUUCAAAGACGCCGUCGCCAUCAGCGCGAAGCACUCGCUCCGUCUCCACACAGACCUCAAAUGGGGCGCCUGCAGAAACUGCUUCACUCCCUACGUCCCAGGCCUCACGUGCUGCGUCAGGCUCGAGUCUCCUUCCGCGCCUUUGGCUGCCUCCUUGUCGCCUUCCUCUCUCGCUCCUUGCUCCGAUGCCUCCACUGCUUCGCGGGAAGGUUCAGGCACCUGCGCUGCCUCCCCUGCCUCCUCUGCCUCCUACUCGCUCGCUUCGCCCCGCACUGCGCACCGAUCGAAACAGGAGAUCCGCAGCUCUUCUCCGCCUUCGCAGAGCGACGUAGAAACGCCGCCAAGCGUCUCGGGACGAGGUGAGGAAACGGCACAGCUUCACGAGUCCUUGCAAAGGCCGGCGGUCACGGGAGCAGAAGUUGGUCGCGCAGCGACGCCGCGACCCGAGGCGGGACUGGCGACGAGUCCACGACGCCUCCGGCGGCGACGCAUCCGCCGCUCUGGCACUUGCCGUCGGCUCCAGCGAAGGCGCGAGAGAGAGGGCGACGACCUCCGGAUUCCAAGCCUCGACUCCUCUGUGGCUGCCCCCCCGGCUUCAUCGUUUCCUCCUUCUUCUUCAGCGGCGGCCUGCUCUCCUCCCUCCGCCGCCUGCCUGGCUUCGUCCCCCCGUGGUCCGGCUCCCGAGUCUCCUUCUUCAGCGGCAGGUCCGCCGUCCGCUCCUGCCUCCUCCACUUCUGGCCCUUCAUCAUCUUUGAGUUCUACCUCUUCUGUCCCUGCGGUAGCCGGCGGUGGAAGCUCCGCGUCUGCGCCUGCCCACGGCGCCGCAAGCGGUGCGGCGGAUGAAACACAGAGGCGGAAGAAAAGGAAAGCUGUCUUCGUGCGGGAUCCGAAACCGUGUUCGGCCUCCUUUCUCCGCGUCACUUGCCUCACAUGCGGCGUCGCCGGCCGAAGAGCGACGAUCCCGCAGCGGCCUCUGGAAGAAGAAGACUCGAUUCGGUAA
This is a messenger RNA of Besnoitia besnoiti, 1245 nucleotides long. Its product is annotated as Sodium:neurotransmitter symporter family protein. NCBI's taxonomy places the organism in Eukaryota, Apicomplexa, Conoidasida, Eucoccidiorida, Sarcocystidae. The transcript has a single exon. The record is from RefSeq and is a predicted model, not a curated record. Gene Ontology annotation, biological process: RNA processing. The coding region runs from base 1 to 1245 and encodes 414 amino acids.